This is a messenger RNA of Momordica charantia (bitter melon), 875 nucleotides long. Its product is annotated as mavicyanin. The record is from RefSeq and is a predicted model, not a curated record. Gene Ontology annotation, molecular function: electron transfer activity. Gene Ontology annotation, cellular component: plasma membrane. Lineage: Eukaryota; Viridiplantae; Streptophyta; Magnoliopsida; Cucurbitales; Cucurbitaceae.
GGGGUAAGGGGUAAGUGGGUGGAGCUUUCCUCUCUAUAUAAACAUCUGUAGCAUUAUUGAUUAAGCAUCACCAUCAUCAUCGUUUCUUUCUGUUUCUGUUUUUGUUUCUGUGAGAAAAGAAAUGGGCAUGAAAGGGGGUGCUGCUCUUGUUAUUUUGGUAGUAGCUUUGCGUGUGGUCUGUGGAGCAGAUAUCAGGGUGGGCGACGCCGCUGGGUGGGAUCAGGGAGUUGAUUACGAUGCCUGGGCUGCAAAACAGAGCUUUAGAAUUGGCGACUCAUUAGUAUUCAAUUAUGGUGGGAGUCAUUCAGUGGACGAGGUGAGUGAGGCAGACUACAAGACAUGUUCGUCGACCUCGGUGAUCAGAUCCCACACAGGGGGAGCCACGUCCAUUCCUCUGUCGGCGGCAGGGCCAAGGUACUUCAUCUGUCCCACUCUCGGUCACUGUGGCGGCGGCAUGAAGCUUCAGGUCAAUGUUCUCGCCGCCAACUCCACCCCAACUCCUUCGUCUCCGGCUCCGCCCAACACUCCGGCGCCGCCCCCUCCAUCUCCCACUCCCAGCGCCGCCUCCCCCUCCCCCUCCGCCUCUGCCUCCACUCGUUUCUUCAUCUUUGGAGCUUCGCUUGCCGCCCUCUUUCUGCUAUGAUCAUUCUCAAUCGGCUUGGGAAUUGGCAGUGCUUUAUAUAUAAUAUAAUAUUUCAUUCAAUAAUUACGUCUGUCUUUGUCUUUGCUUUUCCAUUUUUCUUUUUUAUUUUGCUGGAUUCGUGUUGCUUAAUGCUUAUAUUCAACCACAGAUUACAGAUUACAGAUGUUGUUUUGUGAGUAUUGUUUUGUUAUAUUAAAUUAUUCACCAAUGAAUAAAUUGUUUCUAAGCACAA